This is a messenger RNA of Neurospora tetrasperma FGSC 2508, 5638 nucleotides long. RefSeq lists its product as uncharacterized. Gene Ontology annotation, biological process: proteasome assembly. The record is from RefSeq and is a predicted model, not a curated record. Lineage: Eukaryota; Fungi; Ascomycota; Sordariomycetes; Sordariales; Sordariaceae. Bases 1 to 5538 code for a protein of 1845 amino acids. Gene Ontology annotation, molecular function: molecular adaptor activity. Gene Ontology annotation, cellular component: cytoplasm; nucleus. The transcript has 2 exons.
AUGGCGACCUCAUCAACCGAACAAAGAGAGCUUGACCUUGUGGAAAAGGUGGAUUUUCGCAUUCUCGCCGUGGCCAACAACGAAGAGAAGCUACAGCAGCUUCUCAAAACAUUCCUGCCACCCUUACUCCUGAAAGCCGGCAGCGACUAUGCUUCAGUCCGCAACAAGGUCGUUCAAGUAUGCCAGAGGCUUACCACUUUCAUCAAACAACCCAGCAUUGUACUCCCCGUUGCCGCUCUGCUUGACCAAUACAAGGCCACAGGGUCACAACUUAUCAAGCACUUCGAUCUCGUCUUCAUUCAGCACAGUAUCGUCAGACUAGGUCUGGUAGAACGUCGAGAGCUCAUCCCCAAGAUCCUCCCUGGGAUCGGUUCGGAUGUGAGCGCUUCGAGAGCCGGCUUGUUCAACGUCCUCCUCCGUUGUCUUCAUGACUUCAAGCUGCCGCCCAGGGGAAGCAAGGAGGAUGAAACGCUCCGGGAACAAAUAGGCCUCCAGGAUCCCAAAGACGCCCAGUUUGUCGCCGACUGGUUGGGAAAGCUGCUAUUGUUGCGUAUAGCUGCACAAGGCUCUGCGAUUUCCCCUGGGCUGGCCCAGUCGGAUCUCCCUUUUCUCACACUGAACAAACCCGAGACUUGGAAUCCUGCCGAGUCCGGUCUCAGCUUACCCGAGACGCGAAUUCAGGCCGUCAACUUUCUCGCCAGCGGUGCUUUCACGGAUCAAGAACGUUUCCUCCCGGCCAUCUAUGCUGCCUCGAGCUCCGAUUUCCGCCUCGCCGGUGUUGGAGAUGAUAUGCUCAAGAGAAGCAAAGUGUCGCUAGAAGACCGAGAGAUUGUUCGCCAGCUCUUUGAGGCUCACUCAAGACUACCAGCUCGGUACAGGAUACGUAUUCUUGGUCUGCUGAGCAAGUCGGAAAUAUCAACUACCUUCACCGACGAGAUCCUAGCAGCUUUCCGUCUAGAUGUGGCCACGCAAAGAGAGAGUCCAGAUGCUAUGCAAGUCGACGGCCCUUCAUCGUCUUCUUCAUCGUCCGGGCUUGAACUUACCAAGGUACAUCGGGCCUUGUUUGAGUUCAUUAACUGGGUCGCUCGCAUAGGUGCCAGCAAACCGGAAUUCUCCAAAAUCAGGACCUUGCUUGUUACACUACUCCGGGAGUUCGUUGAGGCACAGGGAUGGCCUAAGCCUGAACGCCAGUCUCUUGAUGACAACACACUUCGCUCCAGGGCCUACGAGACUAUUGGCGUCCUUGCGAAGGGCACGGCCAUGUCCGACACAGAGCGCAUGGUUUUGGCCCAAUGGCUGUUUAAAUCGCUUUGCGAAGAUCCCACUGCGGACGUCGUUGUCAACAUUGACGCCGCUCUCUCCAGUCUUGCCGCAAACUUCAAACCACCUCACAACCCCGACCUGUCUGAACAGCUUCACGCUCUGAUCCUGGAAUCCAUGGUCAAGACGGAAGAAGGCAACAUUGUUCGGAGCUCUCGACACGCUGCAACAAAAUGGGCGAACCAAUGCUUGCCAUUUUCCGACAUAUACGCACGAUGGGUUGAUAUCCUUGCAGUAGCUGGUCGGCGGGAUGAGCGGAGUGACGUCGUUGAAGAGGGUCAAAAGGGCUUAGACCCCUGGACGUACUACGCCAACGAGGAGAAAUCCCGAACGCUGCCGGCCUGGCACGACAUGGUGGUUACCUUCUUCACAAAGACCAUAUCAUACGGUGGCAAACCCGGUGCUGAUAUGGAUAUCGAUGAGGGAUCAUCCUUUACCAACUUCCCAGGACAGUGCAUUCGAGCCUUUCCUGUUGCUGUCGAUUAUUGCAAGCGGAUUCUCUUCCUCACUGCAUUAGAAGACUUCACCAUUGAACCGGGCUGGGAACGUCAGUUGAGUGCAACCGUACACUCUGAUCUCAAGACCCGGCGUGCGAUCCGUGAUUACCUGGCCUCCAGCGAGCAUAGUGAAGCCAUCUUCUGCCUCCUCCGUUCGGCCUUUGACGGCAUGCUCUUAGAGGAUACCGAGAUUGCAGUUGGUUGUGCACGUUCUUUCGUAGAACUUGCUUCCUUCACUCCGAGCAAGAUCCUCGCACCAUUGGUUCCUCGUGCCGUGGAAUUGAUGUCGCUCAUUACUUCCAACAAGCGGGAGAUCCGCCCACUUGCAUGCUCGGCAUUUGGUAUCCUCGCCGCGCAUCCGGCUAACAGCUCGGAAUCUAUCAACAUGUUCAAGGGUACCUUGGCUGACAUAGCCAAGAACCUCAAGACAGCCGUUGGGUCGGAGCUCAAUGCGGUCGAAGGAGCGUUCAACGCACUUGCACAUCUCAUCUCCAGAUCGGUGUACUACUCUACAGACAAGGACAACAACGUCAGCAGUGAUCCUGGCAACGUGUUUCCCACGCUUGAUUCGGUAUCCUCCAGCACGCUUUCAACCCAGGAGGCUAUGAUCGAGGCCUAUAGCCAGCUCUGGACGGCGGGUAUCUGCGUACUUCCUGGGGCGGACAAGGAUACGAUUUCCAAGGCCUUCGUGGAUCCCCUGGUUCUCCUUGCCAAAAAGGGCAAUGAAAAGGCUAUCACCGCUCUCGGGCGACUCGCAAUGCCUUUACCUUCUGCGGAAGCAUCAUCUAGUGAAGAGAGCAGCGAUCUUGUUGCCCUCAUACUCGAGAAGCUAUUUGCUCUCUACGAGCUCAGACAGGCGGAGGUCCAUUUCACGGUUGGCGAAGCUAUUACCGCCGCCAUUGCCUGCUGGGAUUCUGAGGUCGUCCAGCUUACGCUGGACGUUGAGGCCAGAGGCGAUUCAUACCACAUUCCCAAGCGAUCUAAUCGGAUUACCGCGGUGUUGGAGAAGCUGCUCGCCGACUGCAAGAAUACCAAGCCAUCUCUGCUCAAGGCCUCCGGUAUUUGGCUCUUUUGCAUCAUCCAGUACUGUGCUCAUCUUGAAGAGGUUCAGUCUAGACUACGCGAAUGUCAGGUAGCGUUCAUGCGCUUGCUCAGUGCUCGCGAUGAACUGGUCCAGGAGACUGCAUCCAGAGGUCUCUCGCUCGUAUACGAGAAGGGAGAUUCGGCGCUCAAAGGUGACCUUGUACGCGAUCUUGUGUCAUCAUUCACGGGAUCCGGUCCGCAGCUCAAAGUGGAUGAAGAAACAGAACUCUUCGAGGCCGGUGCGCUCCCGACUGGCGACGGCAAGUCCGUUACCUCGUACAAAGACAUUGUUAGCCUUGCGAAUGAGGUGGGCGAUCAAAGUCUUGUCUACAAGUUCAUGUCAUUGGCAACGAACGCUGCCACUUGGUCCACCCGAUCCGCCUUUGGUCGUUUCGGACUGAGCAACAUUCUUUCCGAGUCAGAGGUCGACCCAAAACUGUACCCGAAGCUGUAUCGGUACCGGUUUGACCCCAACCCGAACGUGCAAAAGUCCAUGAAUGAUAUUUGGAAGGCUCUAGUCAAGGAUUCCAAUGCCGUUAUUGAGGCUAACUUCGAUGCUAUUAUGAAGGACUUGCUCAAGUGUAUCCUUGGCAAGGAAUGGAGAGUUCGCGAGGCGAGCUGUGCUGCCAUCUCCGACCUGGUCGCCGGACGGCCUUUUCAAAAGUACGAGCAGUACUACAAGGACAUCUGGAUGGCGGCCUUGAAGGUCCUCGAUGAUGUUAAGGGUACUGUGAGAAAUGCUGCCUUGCACCUUUGUAUUGCUCUUUCAACAACACUGGUCCGCCAGUUGGAAGAGUCAGGCAACACUGCGUCUGCUAGAGCCAUGAUGAACGAGGCCUUGCCAUUCUUACUUUCGGACAAAGGAAUCGAGAGUGGAGUGAAGGAAGUCAAGUACUUUGCUACCCACACAGUCAUCAAGAUCUGCAAGAAGGGUGGAAAGGCACUCAACCCUUACAUCGCCACGAUAGUCUCAAAUCUCCUCGGAAGCCUUAGUACGCUUGAGGCUGAUAUUGUCAACUACUACUACCAACGAGCUGGAGAAGACGACAGAGACAAGAUCGAUAAAUUCCGGAGCUCAGCGGUCUCUCAGAGCCCGGUCACUGAGGCAAUCGAGAGCAGUCUCAGGACAGUUGACGCCGACGUCAUGGUGGAACUAGCGCCGGCCCUCGAAGAGGCCAUCAAAACAGCCAUUGGUAUGCCUACAAAGAUCGGCUGCAGUCGCGUUCUAUCUACUCUGGCAACUCGACAUACCGUAGACUUCAAGCCGUACUCAGCCCGAUUCCUGCAACUCAUGGAGAAGCAGGUGCUGGAUCGAAACGACGAGGUCAGCCAGGGUUAUGCGCGUGCUGCAGCGUACAUUAUCCGCGGCUGUCCAGACGAGGCAAAGCUACGCUUCUCGGAUAGGGUUUUGGAGCUCUACCUUGAGUCGGAGGACGAGGCUAGGCGUCAGAAGGUUGCAGAUGCCGUCCUGGCCCUUUCGAAAAUUUCGCCCGACCAUUUCAAUGCGCUCGAGGGCAAGCUUUUGCCUUUUGCGUACCUCGGAAAGCACGACACCGACGACUAUGUCCGGAAAGAAUUUGAGGAAGUCUGGGAUAAGCACGCCGGAAGCAGCCUUAGCGUUGCUAGAUACGUGUCCGAGAUCGUCGAGCUUGUUCAACAGUCACUGAAUACGGCACAGUGGGCACUAAAGCAUGCUGGCGCCCUGGCUAUUGCGUCUGCUGUCGCAGGCAUCACCAAGGCCAGCGAUGUCACUGGACAAGUCAACGUUGAGAACCUCAAGACCUUGUGGCCCGUCUAUGAGAAGGCAUUGGCCCUCAAGACGUUCCCAGGAAAAGAAAAGCUCCUCGAGCCGUUUCCUGACUUUGUCAGUAAAAGCAAGGUGAUCUGGCAGAAAGACGCCUCUUUCGGGGAACAACUAAAGAAAAUCGCCGUUCGCGAGGCCAAGAGAAACAACAACGAAUACCGGCCCCAUGCGUUCCGCUGCCUGUGGAAGUUCGCAGCUGCAAGAGACGACUUGACGAUGCUACCGACCAUCUCGGAGAUCGUGACGCCCUAUUUGGACAUGACGGCGGACGAGGACGCCAUGGAUGUCGACGAUAAGGCGAGUACCAACAACAAGGCGAGAGGUCUGGAUCCGAAGAGUCAGACGGCGUGGGCGGCUAUGGAAGCUGUGGCGAAGGGGUACAAUCGUGCAAAAAUGCAGGAGGAUGCGAUGGGACAGUUGAAGGAGAUUGCGCUUGCGCUGGAGGAAAACGCAAAGAAGCCGGGUUUCAAGAAGCCGUACAUUGGCCAGGCUCCGUUCGAUGCCAUCAGGAGGGUGUUUUGGUAUGAAUGCGUGUUGGAGUUGCUUGAGGCAGCUAUCAAGGGUGGAGAGGAUGGAGCUGGAUCUCCAGAUCCCCAGGUUCUUGAAUGGUAUUUGGCGACCUUGGAUCUUGACAAGGCUGAUACUGGAACGGAAGACCAGAGGCUGCUGAGGGCCAAGGCUACCAUGGCGGCUGUGGCGAUGGGGAAGCUCCCCAAGCAUGCGAGUGGUGAUGCCUUGUCGGGAGUCAAGGAAAAGGUUGUGAAGGCGUUGGCUGAGGAGCGUUCGUCGGAGGUGCAGCUGAAGUGGAAGGCGUGUUUGGCUCUGCUUGAUUAGGACUUUGUGUGACAACGCCCUAGUGUCAAAUUCGUAGGAAUGCAGGAAGGGACUGCCGGUAUAUAGCAGACAUCAUAAUGGGAACAUACCUCUAGGCUCG